CCCCGCCCCCCCCGCCCCGGGGGCCGGUUGCAGCCCGGCUGCGUGUGCGGAGGCGCAGGAAGGGGCUGGGACAAGGCUGAGCCGCCGAGCGGUGGGAGGGGGCGGCGGCGGCAGCGGCGCUGGGGACACCCCCCCCUUCACCCCCACCCCCCCACCCUGCACCCAGAGCUCGGCGGGGCGGUGGGCACCGAGACAGGGGAGGUAUGGGGUGGACGAGCAAGGAGAGGAACCCCGAGAAGGUCGUGGUGAAGGUGGAGCAAGGCGCGGGGGCGGUGGAAGGCGCUGCUGAAGAUGAGGAGGCAACGCGGGACGAAGGCUGCGGGAUCUGGAGGCCGGGAGGCGACGGCGUUGGGGUGAGGUGGGGAGAAACGGCCAACCAAGGCAACGCGGAUGAGCUGGGCGGAAGCGGGUCCCAGCCGAAGCCGAAACCCAAGCGGAAGCUGCACAAGUGCGAGGAGUGCGGCCGGGUCUUCAACUGGAGGAACCACCUCGUCCGCCACCAGCGCCUCCACACGGGCGAGCGGCCCUACAAGUGCUCCCUCUGCGGGAAGGGCUUCAACGACGGCUCCCCGCUGCUCAUCCACGAGAUGCUCCACCGCGGGGAGAAGCCCUACAAGUGCUUGGAUUGCGGGAAGAGCUUCAGCCAAAGCUCCCACCUCAUCUCCCACCAGGUGGUCCACACCGAUGAGAAACCCUACGUCUGUCCCGACUGCGGGAAGUGCUUCGCCCGGCAGCAAUAUCUCCUCAUGCACCGCCGCGUCCACACGGGCGAGAGACCCUACAAGUGCCGGGAUUGCGGGAAGAGCUUCCGGAAAAGCUCCGACCUGGUGAGGCACAAGACGGUCCACACGGGCGAGAAACCCUUCAAGUGUCCCGUCUGCGGGAAGGGUUUCACCCAAAACUUCCGCUGUAACGCCCACAAGAAGGUCCACAGCAAGGAGGGGGAGGGCGGCCGAGCGGCGUCGCCGCCCCGGCACACGCAGCAGAGCAGCCGCCAGACCACGGUCCCACCAGCAGGUGACGGCGGCCACCGAGAGACUUCCCAGCCCGGAGACCCCCAGCAAGGAGGACGAGGCGGGUCCAGCUCGAGGAUGGAGGGCGGGGGCGGGCGUCGGGGUCCCGAGGAGCACAAAGCCCCCCCGGAGCGGCCGGGAGCGGGGCCGUGGCCUGGCGAGGGGCCGGCGCGGCCGCCUCCUCCUGCGGCCGCCUCGGAGGCGCCCGGGGGGACGUUCCCCGGCGAGGAGCGGGCGCACGAGCGGCGGCGAAGCUUCGGCUGCCGGAAGAGCCCGGGCCACCAGCGGCAGCCCCGCGGCCACCAGCGCCCCGGCCGCGGGAAGGGCUUCGGCGAGGGCUCCGACCUCGCGUCCCGGCGGCCGGAGGGACCCGCCGAGCCCCGGGGCCCGGCGAUAAGCCCGGAGCUCCUCCAGCGGGGCCCGCGCGCGGCCGAGAGGUCCCACCUCUGCUCCGAGUGCGGGAAGAGCUUCACGCGGAGGUUCAACCUCAAGCUCCACAAGAAGCUCCACACCGGGGAGAGGCCCCACAAGUGCCCCGAGUGCGGGCUGAGCUUCACCAACACGUCCCACCUCAUCGACCACCACCGACCCCGUUGGGGCAGGAAAGGACCGACCCCCCCGCUCCCCUCGAGCCUCUGCCCUGGCUCCGAUUCGCGCCGGAGCCUGAGCUGUUUAGAAAAGCAGGGAGGCUGCCGAGCGCUGGAAGAAGGGGGCGGCGGGUCCCGUCACCGGCUCCGGGUCGGGUGGGCGCGGGGCGUUACCCGCCAUGGAUAAAUGCCAAAGCCAAGCCCAGCCGGUGGGCGCGGGAGGCGGCAGCGUCCCCCCUGCGCCCGGCGCUGCAGGGAAGGGAGGGCCUGCUUCUCGCCGCUGCCUCGCGCCCAGGAGGGUCGGUCCCGGUUUCGGGGAGAGCUCUGGCGGCGCAGGGGGGACCGAGGAGCUCCUGACCCGCCAGGGAUCCGCGCGGUCGCAGGACCUCCGGCCGGCACCGAGGCGUUCUCGGGGAGAAGCUCCCAGCCCCGGCGCGAGGGGCUCUGAGCAAGGCGCCUGGAAGGGAAGAGGCAUUCCUCUCGCCCGAGGGGCGGCUGCCUGCCCGUGCGGUGCGGCGAAAGCCCCGCAGGGUGGGCUGCAAAGGUACCUAAGGCAAGGAUGCCGUGCCAGGGGCCGGCCGCGCGUAGGGCGCCGGGGCGUAUGGGCUGGUGCUGGUGGCUGCUCGUUCUGGGUGGCCAGAAGCCUCUCCCUGUGGCACCCCUCAGGCUGGAGAAGCAGUCCCAGUGGCACUGGAAGGAAUAAGCCCUGGUUUCGGGAUGCCGAUUGGAACGCCCUCAGAGCGAGGAGCCCGUCUGGUGGCAAAAGUCAUCCGCUCACUGGGAAGGCGAUGCGCGAGGCAGCGGGACGGACACACACCGUGGAGGCCGCGGUCUAGUGGGAAGGUGGAAAGAAUGAGGCAAACGAAGCAAAGGCAGGUGAGCAGAAUUUGUCAGGAAGAGCAGCUCAAGCGGCCGGACGCUCUCCCGGCCGCGUCGCCGAGAGCAGGGGUUGCAGCGAGACCCAGAGAAAGGGUCGGCCCUUUUGAAAUACCGCAGGGGAGGCCUGAUGGAAGCCUAAAUCGUGAGCCGGGCCCGACAGAGUCAGUAGGGAAAGAGUGUCUUAAAGAGGAUGGGAUUCCUCCAGGGCAGGUUUUGUCUUCCCUGAAGAGGUGAGCUGAGCUCACCCUUAGGCCCGGCUCCUGCGGCCCCCAAAUUUGGGUCGGGAGAGGGGCUCUGUCUAAGGACGUGGCACGCGGGACCUGUGGCAGGACGUUGGGAAGGAGCCUCUCGAGCCCUCCUGACUACAUCUGCGGCAGCCAGGCUUGAUGGAGGGGGGCCGCGGGCUCGUCACAGCCGGCUCGGGGCAGGACGCCCACCAGGUACGUGGGCUGUGGGGAAACAGAACAAAAGCCCUUGGAAAGGGGCGAGUCGUGAGUCGUGCCUGGGCUCCGGGCAUGGCUUAUGCGGAUUUAGGCCGUGCACAGGGCGCGCUCUCCGUUGCAGGUAUCGCAGUUUUGUGGGGGACGGUGAUAGAGACACGGAGGCCAAAACUCUAACUGUGGUAAUGCCGCCAGCAGAAAGUGAAGGAUUAGAGGCCAGUUUCGUUCUGAAGUUAGGUCCGGGCUUCGGGAAGGUGCCCAACACCUCGAGUAUUUCUCCUUGUGUCCCCACCUGAGGCGCACCGGAGCAGAAACCCCGCAGGAUGCGGCCCCCGGGCCCGGCAGGGAGGUCAGUGCCUUUGGUCAAGGCCCGCAGAGGGCCGAGAGCAGACGGUACGUGCUCCUCACACACGGACAGAGCCACAACAGCAGCCGCAGCACGUGGGACCCGAUUCUCCUCCUGUUAUUCCUGUAAGCCAGAAAGCCGGGCAGGUCCUGGGGAGCGGGCGCCGCGCUCGGCCUGGGACGGAGAGCCACAGACUUCGGGUUUGGAAGGGCGGGUGGACGGUCCCUCGCAGGGCGGUUUGGUCCCGGGUUCGGUUGUUCCAGGGGUUGCGACGCCCACCCUGGCAACGACAACGAGCCGCAUGAAGGCGGCGAUGCCGAGGCCUGUCUUUGUCGGCAGCGUAACACGGGCCACAGAUUAUGGACGUCCCGGGUGAAACGUCUGCAACUCCCAAAGGGGGGAAUUGCGACGGCAAACGUGCCUGUUCUUCUGGGAUGCGGCGGGGUAGCGCAGGAGUUAGUCGUGGUUAAGAGAGGGUCAGCGUGAGGGGUGGCAACUGACCCCUGAGAACCUUCCCGAGGCAGUAAAUAACGCUGGGGCCGGGCGAGAGGGUAUCGGCAACGCACGCCGCGCUGGCGAGGGCCUGCGGAAAGCCUGGCAGCGGGGCCGCCCUGCCGCAGAGAGGGGGGGAGGUAAGGGGAGGCCAGGGGGGACGUCCCCAGCGGUGAAAGGGAACUUCUGGGCCCAGAAGGCGCCGAAUCGGCGGCGGGGGGAGGUGGCGACCGCCCGCUCAGCGGGGGCACGACAGGAGCGACCCCCGCGCCCCUCUCGAGCCUCUGCAGGGAAUGAAAUUCACGCUGGAGCUGGAGCCCUCAGCAAAGAAGCUGCAGAGCACUGGGAGGAGCGGGCGCUGGGCCAGGCCAAGGGUGAGGCAGGCGCGGUGCGGUGGCUGCCACGGGCCCCGCCGGGGCCCCCAGAGCUGGGGUCCCGAAGAGCGGGUUCCUUCGCCCGCGCUGCAAAACGCCAACCCCCGCCCAGAGCCGCGGGGUUUGGAUGGGCCCGUUUGGGGGCUGGGCUGGGGGCUGGGCGGUGACUGCACAGAGCUGCCGUGCGCUGCGAGGCGUUGGCACAGCGCCCUGUGCCCGUGACAGCCCACACCCGCACUGCCGCCCAUCGAGCUGCUGCUCAGGCCUCGUCUCGCUCCGCUCGAGAGGUUCAGCUGCCUGUCAGUGCCCCACGCGUGCUCCGAGAGCGAGGGGCUCGUUGGAGCAGGGGGGUUUCUGCCCUGCUUUGGGGGAUGCUGGGCGCUCUAAUGGGGAGAGUUCACCUAGAGGCCCCUCCGUGUUAGCUCUUGCCAACACCCCGACUCAUGGUUCCCUUUGACUACAGGCUCUGUGACCCAGCUCUCGGUGCCUCCUGAGGCGGGAUGUUCCCUUUGAUCAGCCUCUCGGCUCUUCUCCAAGGUCAGAGGCGUAAAACAGGCGCUCCCCUCUCUCUCCCCUCCCUUCUCUGGCCGCCAGGUUCUGUUUUGCCAGCCCAACGUGGCUCGCGCUUGCUUAGAAAAAGUCCCAUUUUGUCUGGGGCUAUGGCGGGGAUGGUGCUCCCCCAGGGGUGAUGUUGUCCCUCGGGGUGAUGCCGGAGG
Messenger RNA from Phalacrocorax carbo (great cormorant), 4847 nucleotides. The record is from RefSeq and is a predicted model, not a curated record. Lineage: Eukaryota; Metazoa; Chordata; Aves; Suliformes; Phalacrocoracidae.